This is a messenger RNA of Porites lobata, 2820 nucleotides long. The record is from the annotation of a GenBank genome assembly. NCBI's taxonomy places the organism in Eukaryota, Metazoa, Cnidaria, Anthozoa, Scleractinia, Poritidae.
AUGGCAGAUUCUGACUCCGGAACGCACGUAACUGACAUCAGCGAGAGUCUUCAAGACGACUUUGAAUCAAGAAAGGAAGGUACGAUUAUGAAAAAUCAAUCGAUUAUUACCGCUCGAUGCUCGUGGUCAACCAUAUACAUUCGUGAACCCAACUUUUGUCGCUCAGUGAUCGCUUUCCGAAGAAUGAGGUACAUAAGAUAUAUAUACAGUAGUGGAACAUUGAUUCACAGCCUUAACUAACGCAGUGUUGAAAAAAAACUUCGUAAGUGCAUACAACUUUAACAUUUUCUCCGAUUAGAAAAAAACUAGCUCAUUGUUUAGUUGGAAACAACGAAUACAUGUUAUGCAAUAAAGCAUAAAAAGUAUUAAAGCUGCAGGAGAAUACUUCAAUUCGUUCAAGACAAGGUCGCAAUUGCUAAACCGAAAGUUAAGUAAAAGUUGCUUUGUAGGGCACAUUGGAUAGUUAAAGUAAAACUGUUAAUCUUAUAUGGUGCUUUUUUGCAUAAACGAAACGGUGGGGAACAAAUAACAGAAUGUUGUAAGGUAGAGACAGCUGAUGUAAGUUUCUCAAAUAAUAUUUCAGAUCAUAUCCAUCAACUGUGGAAGUUCACAGACGUAUUACCUGAAUCCUAGAUGUCGCACUGAGAUUUAAUUCUUAGUUGAACUAUAUUUAUCCUAGUUUGCGGUUUCUGUAGUUAUUGAUUAUUUGCAUCAGUUUUUACUUCCACUUUUCUUAUAUGGAACCAUCUAUAUUUGGAAAUUUUAAUAAAGGGUUUCAUAUAUAUCGGGCAAAAGGUGAAAACCCUCUAUGUCAAAAGCGAUACUGAAUCAAAGGACCGAGCACAAUUUUGCUAAACGUAACCUGUUACAUAUUAAGCAUAGCAUUAGUUAGUGAAGCUCGAAGCUAAUAAAAACUCAAUAUAUUAGCGGAAAAUUAAAAAAAGGAUAAAGAAGACACGUGCGUCGAAACCGCGAUUCAUCGAGCGAUGCUUUAGGUCGCGUUAUUUCCUAUCGUCGGUACAAUGUAGAUCGAUCUAUGAAUUUAAUAUCUACAAUUUUAAACGGUUUAAAAUUCUACGCAAAACACUUCAUUUAGAUCCUUAAUCGAUUAGAUGUUGACAAAACUAUCUAAUAGCUCAGUGUACAGGAUUAAAAUCUGUUUCUGCUGUUGAAUUGUUGUUGCUAUUUUAUGAGCUUAAUUGAAUUCGGAGCCAACCAGUCAUUCUUAUAUUUUAGAUAAUGUUAUUAUCUCAGUACCGCCAACAAUAUUUGCUGUUUAAAGUUCUCGACAAAAUCGAUUUUUCUGCACAAAAAAAAUUAAAUAGCUUCUUCCAAAACAAGAAGACACGAAUUUCUUUCUCUGUGAUAAGUUUCGUUAAAACCCCUAAAACAUUAUAUAGUAAGGAUUGAACUGAACCACAACAUAUGCGCCGCUGGGUAUAAUUCGCACCCUUCAAGAUAGCUACAGAUAAAUUAUGUUGUCGUAUUUUUAACCAUGACAUAAAUUUUCUUUCAGCAGCUACGAUGCAAGAAAUUGGGAAUACAGGGCUUAAUUUCUCACGUGACCUCAUUGUUCAAAAUACUACUGCCGAGAUUCAUGGAGAAAACACGUCGCGGGAUAAGUCUAAUCCAGGACUAAUAAACCAGCUUCAGCGAAGAAAUAGUACCGGAAGUACUCCACGUUUAAUUCGUCACGUGUCUACCAGCCGCGCGGCUUCACCCACACACAUGAUGCAAAGUCGAACCUCGUCGCCAUCACCAACUUUUCAUAUGCCAAAUCAGUCAAAGUCAGAAGCUCGUCGUGCUCCAUCUCCUGCACGUUUUAUGCCAAACUGUUCCGUGUCUCCUAGUCAUUCGCGACGUAUUUCAAGCCGUGCGUCAACUCCAGUUCGACAACUGUCGUCUCCUGCUCAAUUAUCAGUAGGUAGGGAUAAUAAGACUGCGGGACGAGUGACCCGCCGGAGGUCCACUCCUACGGGUCGAGUAUCGAAUCAUCAUGUCACGGCCAUGGCGGCUGCCAGUGUUUUCACUUCUCCCAGAAGGCACAGGAAAGUCAAUGGAAAUAUCCGCCCUUCGCGGCACCUCGAACCAGUAAACCGAACCAGACACCCAACAGCCCAAAAAACGGUUAGCUACGGAGGGACUCUAAGUAAUGGGGAUGGCGAAGGAUUUUUAAGAACGUUAGACAGUAUUCCUGCGCAUUCGGGAUCAAGGAGUGCGUACGAUUUUGUGGAAGCCAAAAAGCGAAGUAGAAACAAAAUAAAGUGGAAUUCCAGCCAAGCUGAUAUUUUUGAUGUCCAGCUUGAUUUGCAUGAUGAUGAAGACAGCGAAGUAUCUGUUGAUGACAAACCGUGGCUACCUACAGGAAUCUAUGCCGUCUUUCUGAUUACUCUUUGGACGGCGGUUGUUAGACUUGUUGACAGCGUUGAAGAAAAUGGUCCCGUAAAUUGCACAAAUGGUGAAGAAACCCGUCUAUGGAUUUGCGCCGCUUCAUUUUCUCUUGUGCAAGGACUCGCUGAGGCGUUUUGGCAGCGAAAGAACUUGCUCAAAGUUCUUUUUAGCAUGACGUGCUUAUUUGGCUACUUCAUCAUUUCACACGUCCAGCCUCUCUCUUGUCGCAUUGGGGCGGAUAAAGUGACAGAAAUAAGCAAAUGGCAGUCGGCGAUGAACUUUUUCGUGAGUGCGAUGUUGGGAAUUAGAAUAUAUCAACAUAUACAAGAACUGAUGCUAGAAAAGAAGAGUAGAACAGCGAGGAGGAAAAGGUCUCAAGUCAGAGAAGAACCAGAUGAAUUUGAAGGAUUGCCAGAGGGCGUCUUAUAA